Messenger RNA from Tricharina praecox, 1018 nucleotides. Its product is annotated as P-loop containing nucleoside triphosphate hydrolase protein. Bases 254 to 835 code for a protein of 193 amino acids. Lineage: Eukaryota; Fungi; Ascomycota; Pezizomycetes; Pezizales; Pyronemataceae. The transcript is spliced from 5 exons. Gene Ontology annotation, biological process: small GTPase-mediated signal transduction. Gene Ontology annotation, molecular function: GTP binding; GTPase activity. The record is from RefSeq and is a predicted model, not a curated record.
CCAACUCCAUCCCAACCACCACCACCACUACCACCACCACAGCAACCACAACCAACAACCACAAGUGUUUCGGCUGCCAUCUACCACUUGCCGUUUACCUAACUACCUCUUUCCUACACCACCCGCUCUUCCUCUCCUCUUGUCUCUCGUUCUCUCUCUCUAUCCUCCUCUUUCGCCACAAUCUCUCACUUCGCUUCGCGCCUCGUUAUCUUGCGCCCUCGCUAAUCACAGCUCGUCCAUCCUUACAGCAGCAAUGGCCGAAAUCAGACGCAAGUUGGUUAUUGUCGGUGACGGAGCCUGCGGAAAGACCUGUUUGCUCAUCGUGUUUUCGAAAGGAACCUUCCCUGAGGUCUACGUUCCUACCGUUUUCGAGAAUUACGUCGCCGAUGUCGAGGUCGAUGGCAAGCACGUCGAGCUGGCCUUGUGGGAUACCGCUGGCCAGGAGGAUUACGAUCGUCUCCGACCUCUCUCGUACCCCGAUUCGCACGUCAUCCUGAUCUGCUUCGCGAUCGACUCGCCAGAUUCGCUCGAGAACGUCCAGGAGAAGUGGAUCUCUGAGGUGCUUCACUUCUGCCACGGUCUGCCCAUCAUCUUGGUCGGCUGCAAGAAGGAUCUGCGGAACGACCAGAAGACCAUCCAGGAGCUCGCAAAGACGUCGCAGAAGCCCGUCACCGAGAACGAGGGUGAUGCCGUCAAGAAGGUCAUCAGGGCCGAGCGAUACCUCGAGUGUUCCGCCAAGACCAACGAGGGUGUUCGUGAGGUGUUUGAGCACGCCACCCGCUGCGCGUUAAUGCAAAAGAAGGCCAAGGUCAAGAAGCCGUGCAGCAUCUUGUAAAGGAGCGAAGAAGACCGAAAGGAAUGGCAAACGCGCGAAGUCCGAAUAUACCUGUGUUGUUUUUUAGUCUAUCAUCUGCUGCCUCGUGUGUCCGUGUUGUGUGUUCCUAGUUUGUGUUGUGUGUGUGCGUGUGUGUGUGUGUGCUGCGUGUCUAGUGUUUGUUUCCUACUUGUCGACGGUUGU